CACUUCCUCGUUUUUUGUUUGUUGCUUGAUAAAAAUAACAAUAAAAUGGUUAAAAGACUGCACCAAAAAAUUAUCAGCUCUAAACAUAACCCAGAUGUCAGGUGGCUGCAAACGAAACGCGUUCUUGGCACCGAAAGCAUAGUUUCAAGCCUUCAUGCAGACUUAGAACGAAGCCCACCGGAGAGCAUCCAUAACUACUCCAAGCAUUGUUGGGUAGCUUGGUGGCUGGUUUGAAAGUGUCCAACUUCUUUCCUAUCUCCUAUCUCAUACAGCUUUGCAAAGUUUAAAACAAUAUAAAUACUGACCAGUAAUCCACUCUUUUUUAGAGA
This is a messenger RNA of Rhizophagus irregularis DAOM 181602=DAOM 197198, 329 nucleotides long. The record is from RefSeq and is a predicted model, not a curated record. Lineage: Eukaryota; Fungi; Glomeromycota; Glomeromycetes; Glomerales; Glomeraceae.